AUGCCAGGCUGUCCUGCAUUCCUCUUCUUCCCGCGCUUCAAAUCCUAUACUCAAGUCAACACAAUGAUGUGGGAUCUACGUGGCAACGACCCUGUCCAAGAUCGCAGACGUUCCCCAAAUCCUAGGUUCCCAAUCCCAUCCCCUGGAAUCCCCCCAGUGAGGGAUCUCCAUCGAUCCCAUGAUCCUUUCCCCAAGCCAUUUGCGCCCCUCGGUCUCCCAAACGCUCCGCGAUCAGCCUCACCAAAUCCACACAUGUAUUCACAUGAGAUUCUUCGUUCGCUUAAUGAUGAAGACUUUCGCGGACGCGCACCUCCACCACCAAUUCCCCAUGCAACCCGACCACCCCCCUCUCCCUAUAUGCCUCAACCACCACCUCACCCUUUAAUGUCUCGUCAUGCACCACGUCCUCCACCCAUGCCUGUUCCGCAAUUCGUUUCAAAGCCAUCCAGGAAUAAUCACAAUCACAAUCACACUCAAGGUCAGUCCCACAGACACGGCAAUCACCAACAUUCCCAUUCGACUUCUGCCAUGCCUCAAACCAUUCGGCGCACCCCCUCCCAGCUUCGUUUCGCGGAACAACCCACUCAGCCUUCAACCCAUUCACUUCACCGCUCAACCAGUUCGCAAAACCUGCAACUUCAGCCUGCACUUCGCCGCGCAUCCAGUUCGCAAAACCUGCAACUUCAGCCUGCACUUCGCCGCGCAACCAGUUCGCAAAACCUGCACCACUCAAAUUCUUCACAACAUCUUCGUCCUCAAACACCUCACGCAGGUCCCUCCGGUCAUGGUCACCGACCGCGCGGAAACUCAGGAAGCAGCGCGCACAGGCCCGUCAUUAUUGCCCAACAUGCCCAACACCAGAUCCAGCCCCAACACCAGAUCCAGCCCCAACACCAGAUCCAGCCCCGUAUGCACAAACACGUCGUGCACCAUAAUGGGCAUCAGCAUUUCCAGUAUUCAAAGUGCACCGGACGGAAGAAAGCGCUCUGCAUCGGAAUCAAUUAUAAAGGCCAACGACGCGAGCUUCGGGGCUGUAUCAACGAUGUGCAUAACGUGAAACGGUUCUUGACUUCUAGUUGGGGCUACAAAGACGGUGAUAUUGUGAUGUUGGUAGACGAAACCGAUAAUCCGAGGCAAAUGCCGACAAGGAAGAAUAUUCUGGAUGCGAUGCGCUGGCUUGUAAAGGAUGCCCAUCCCCAUGAUGCACUAUUUUUUCACUACUCGGGUCACGGGGGGCAAGUUCCAGAUAAGGAUGGGGAUGAAGUGGACGGACUUGAUGAAGUGAUAUACCCUGUCGACUACAAGAAGGCGGGAAUAAUUCUUGAUGACGUCAUGCACCGCAUCAUGGUGAAACCAUUGCCAGAGGGCUGCCGUCUGACCGCUAUCUUUGAUUCUUGUCACUCAGGAACGGCACUAGAUCUGUCAUACAUCUACCAUUCGAAUGGACGCCUCAAGGGGAUUCACACGACUGCUGCGCAUCAAGCGGAGAAGUAUGCAAUUGCUGACGUGAUAUCAUUCGCUGGCUGUAGCGAUAGUCAGACCAGUGCCGAUACGACGCAGGGCGGUAUGGCUGUUGGUGCUAUGAGCUACGCGUUUGUUACGUCUCUGACACAAAAGCCGGUACAAAGUUACCAAGAGCUACUCAAGAGCGUUAGGGACAUUCUGAAGCAGAAUUAUCGACAGAUACCACAAUUGUCGAGCUCGCAUCCUAUUGAAACUAAUUUGCGCUUCAUCAUCUAG
Suillus clintonianus is the source of this 1740-nucleotide messenger RNA. Its product is annotated as caspase domain-containing protein. The record is from RefSeq and is a predicted model, not a curated record. Lineage: Eukaryota; Fungi; Basidiomycota; Agaricomycetes; Boletales; Suillaceae. Gene Ontology annotation, molecular function: cysteine-type endopeptidase activity. The transcript is spliced from 19 exons. The coding region runs from base 1 to 1740 and encodes 579 amino acids. Gene Ontology annotation, biological process: proteolysis.